Messenger RNA from Ichthyophthirius multifiliis, 1284 nucleotides. Its product is annotated as regulator of chromosome condensation, putative. The record is from RefSeq and is a predicted model, not a curated record. Lineage: Eukaryota; Ciliophora; Oligohymenophorea; Hymenostomatida. The transcript is spliced from 5 exons.
AUGAAAUACUAAAAAAUGUAUAAUUUCUUCAAACAAAAAACUAAUACAAAGCGUUUAUUUACUGCUUCUCUUCUAGUAACUAGUGGUUUUUUCGCACAAAGUAUAUUUACAGACACUCCCCCAUAAAAAACAGUAUACGCAUGGGGAUACGGUAAUUUCGGAUAAUUAGGAUUAGCAAACGAAAACAAUUAAUACAGUCCUCAAGAAGUCGAAAAACUAUCUGACAGAAACAUAAUAAAAGUCAAAGCAAAUAAAUCUGUUUCAAUGGCAUUAUCAUAAGAUGGUAAAGUAUAUACAUGGGGUAAAAACAAAGGAGGAAUUCUAGGUCAUUAUGACAUAACUUCAUUUAAUAUGAUUCAACCUGAGUUAGUCGAGAAGCUAGAAAACAUAUAAAUAAAAUAAAUUUCUUGUGGACCUUUUCAUAUGGCCGCAAUUUCUUAAGAUGGUGAACUUUAUACUUGGGGAAAUAAAGACCAUGGAAAAUUAGGACAUGAAAUAUAAUAAAAAAGUAAUAAAGUAGAAAUCAAAAGAGGUAAUUAAAACUAUGAUUAUGCAGAAGGAAGUAUGCUACCAACUAAGGUAUAAAGUUUAAAUGGAAUAAAAUGUAAAUAAGUGUCUUGUGGAGGCUAAUUUACUGUAGUAUUAACAGAAAAUGGAGAGGUUUAUUCCUUUGGUAAUAGUAUGAAAGGACAAUUAGGAUAUUAAUCAGAAGAAACGGGCAAUUUCUAGCCUAAGAAAAUACCCGAUUUGUAAAACAUUAUAAAUAUUGAUUGUGGUUAAUAAUUUUCAGCAGCAGUAAGUUCCUCAGGAAAAGUAUAUACAUGGGGAAAUAAUGAUCAUGGAUAAUUAGGAAAUAAUUAAAGUAUUUAUUAAGCUCGUCCAAAUUAAGUUACUGGCUUUGGAGGGAACAAAAUAAUAAAUAUUUCUUGUGGGGAUAAUUUCAUAGCUGCAUUAUCUAAUGAAGGAAAAUUAUUUACAUGGGGAUAUGGUAAUGAUGGAUAAUUAGGACAUAGUAAUAGAAAUGAUUUAUAUGCCCCUAAAUAAAUUGAAUUUAAAGAAAAAAUCAUUAAAGUUGAUUGUGGAGGUACUCAUACAGCAUUUCUUACUUAAAAUAAUUAAUUGUAUUUAUUUGGAAGAGGAAAUGAAGGAUAAUUAGGUAUAGGAGAAAAUAUAGAAAGUGAAGCUGCUAUAAGAACUACACCAAAAAUUGUUGAAUUUUUUAAAAAAAUGAAAGUUGUAGAUGUAACUUGUGGAGGAGAGUAUACAUUAGCCAUAACUGAGUGA